Molecule: messenger RNA, 381 nt
Organism: Ostertagia ostertagi
Lineage: Eukaryota; Metazoa; Nematoda; Chromadorea; Rhabditida; Trichostrongylidae
Source: the annotation of a GenBank genome assembly
AUGGAAGAAGUGAUGAAAACCUCAGACGCUCCCAAGCCGGAUCCGAAACCCGCUGAAAAGGAGUCGGCGCCAACCCCUGCAACACCGAUGUUGAUGCAGGCAGCUUCUUCAAGAUCACGUGAAUUGACUGACGGAGAGUUCGAAAUGGAAAUGAAAAAUCUGCGCAAGUUAUCAUCAAGUGUUUCUCCUAAGAAAUUCAUAGCGAUGUACAAAGACAAAAUUGCUUCGACUAAAUGCACUUCAUGUAAUAGGAAGACACAAGGCCCCAUGGAAGUGCUAAGCCACCAUGUGUCGAGACUACACUGUGAAAAGAUUCGACAAAGCGGAUAUAGAGUCACCACGAGUGAUAUAAAGUUAUGGAAAUCACAAAUUUCGGCUGUA